Molecule: messenger RNA, 438 nt
Organism: Apodemus sylvaticus (European woodmouse)
Lineage: Eukaryota; Metazoa; Chordata; Mammalia; Rodentia; Muridae
Product: sperm mitochondrial-associated cysteine-rich protein
Exons: 1
Coding region: 1-438 (145 amino acids)
Source: RefSeq, a predicted model, not a curated record
AUGAGUGAUCCAUCCAAAAAUAACCCAUGCUCCCCUCCUCCAUGCUGCCCACCAAAACCAUGUUGCCCACCUAAACCGUGCUGUCCGCAGAAACCACCUUGCUGUCCCAAGUCCCCAUGCUGCCCACCCAAAUCCCCAUGUUGCCCGCCAAAGCCCUGUCCCUGUCCACCCCCAUGCCCGCCCCCCUGUCCCUGUCCAGCCACCUGUCCUUGUCCGCUGAAACCGCCAUGCUGCCCGCAGAAGUGUUCCUGCUGCCCCAAGAAGUGCACCUGCUGCCCACAGGCGCCUCCUUGCUGCGCUCAACCCACCUGCUGCUCUUCGGAAAACAAGGCCGAGUCAGAUUCUGAUUCAUCUGGCCAAACUCAGGAUAGGGGAGCACAAACACCACAGUCCCCUCAAGGUGCUCAAGGCGGUUGGAACAAGAAGUCAACUAAGUAG